UGCCCCGCGCAGGUGGCGGCGCGGGCGCGGCUCGUGGUGACUCCCCGGGCCGGGGCGGUGGCGGGCGCUGAGCCCUCGGCCCGGAUGGAAAGUGGGGGUGAUGCCAGAGCGGCACCUCCGCGGGGCGGCAGAGGCGGCGGCCGUGGCGGGGUUCCAGCAGCUGCUAAGCCCGGCGCUCCCCCGGCCGCGGAGACCGGCGUGAACAUGGAUGGGCCCGGCGGCGGGGGGAGCGGGGCGGCCGCAGACACGGACGCUGCUGCAGCGCCGGCAGCCCCCGGGGCCCCCACCCCGCCGCCCCGCGGCCCCGGCUCCAGGGACCCCAAGCUGGUCCAUCAGCGGUUCCUGCGGAGGAGCGUGGUAGACUCGGACCAGGAGGAGCCCGCCUUCGACCUGCCCGAGGCGGAGCACCAGCGGAGAAUCAUCCUGCUCCCCAAAACCAGGAGGAUAAUCGCGGAGCGGGCGAAGGCGGGGCAGGGGGCGGCGGAGGCGGCGGGCCGGGAGGCCGAGUGCUCCGGGGAGCUGCGGGCAACGCCGCCCGCAGGCAGCGCCGCGGGCGCCGAGGAGCAGAAGGAGCCAGGCAAGGAUGCGGAGCGGAGAGAGGCGCAGGAUGCUGCCAAGGACCAGGGCAAGGCUAAGAAAGAGGAGCCCGAGGAGGAGGCUGAUAUGAAAGCGGUUGCCACCUCGCCGGAUGGCAGGUUCCUAAAGUUUGAUAUUGAACUCGGGCGGGGAUCCUUCAAAACGGUCUACAAGGGUCUGGACACGGAGACGUGGGUCGAAGUCGCGUGGUGUGAACUGCAGGACAGAAAACUCACAAAAGUAGAGAGGCAGAGAUUUAAAGAGGAAGCAGAAAUGUUGAAAGGUCUACAGCACCCAAACAUCGUGAGGUUUUAUGACUUCUGGGAAUCCUGUGCAAAAGGCAAAAGAUGCAUCGUGCUGGUUACCGAGCUGAUGACCUCUGGAACGCUGAAGACGUAUCUGAAGAGGUUUAAAGUGAUGAAACCUAAAGUCCUGCGGAGUUGGUGUCGGCAAAUCCUGAAGGGUCUUCUUUUCUUACACACAAGAACUCCACCAAUAAUUCACAGAGACUUGAAAUGUGAUAAUAUUUUUAUUACUGGACCAACUGGAUCUGUGAAAAUAGGAGACUUGGGUCUGGCAACACUCAAAAGAGCUUCAUUUGCCAAAAGUGUUAUAGGUACACCAGAAUUCAUGGCCCCGGAAAUGUACGAGGAGCACUAUGAUGAAUCUGUGGAUGUCUAUGCGUUUGGAAUGUGCAUGCUGGAAAUGGCUACCUCAGAAUACCCUUACUCAGAAUGCCAGAAUGCUGCUCAAAUCUACCGAAAAGUUACCUGUGGUAUAAAGCCAGCAAGCUUUGAGAAAGUUACUGAUCCUGAAAUUAAGGAGAUAAUUGGGGAGUGCAUCUGCAAAAACAAAGAAGAAAGAUAUGAAAUUAAAGAUUUAUUAAGCCAUGCCUUUUUUGCUGAAGAUACUGGGGUAAGAGUGGAACUUGCAGAGGAAGACCAUGGUAGGAAGUCUUCUAUUGCCUUAAGACUCUGGGUAGAAGAUCCUAAGAAACUGAAAGGAAAACCCAAAGAUAAUGGCGCCAUUGAGUUUACUUUUGAUCUGGAGAAGGAAACUCCUGAUGAUGUUGCACAAGAAAUGAUUGACUCGGGCUUUUUCCACGAGAACGAUCUCAAGAUCGUGGCCAAGUCCAUCCGUGACAGAGUGGCGCUGAUCCUCUGGAGGAGGGAGCGCAUCUGGCCCAGGAUGCAGUCGGAGGAGCGCCGUGACUCGGAGUGCCUGGACAAGCUGAAGGCACCGCAGGCACAGCAGGUCCAGGUCACCUACCUGUCCCACACGGGCCACCACAUCCUGUCAGAGCCUGAGGAGCCGGAGGCAGACCAGCACCCCUUCCAGCAGAACCUGCCCACCAGCGUCACCUCUGUCGCAUCUGACAGCACGUUUGACAGUGGCCAGGGCUCCACGGUUUAUUCGGACUCGCAGAGCAGCCAGCAAAGCGUCAUCUACUCGUCCCUGCCAGACGCUGUCCCUCCUGCCAUCCAGAGGGUGUACAGCCCCCCCCUGAGCGAGGGCCAGCCUGUGCCCCACAGCCUCCCCCAGCUCGGCCACUACCAGCAGCCCUCGGCACCCGUCCUGCCCGCAGUGCCAGCCACACCCGCCGUGGUGCCCCAGCACUACCAGGAGCCGGCGAUGCCGUUCCCCGUGGUCCCCAGCACCGUGGCCUCGCUGCCGCUGGGGCAGCCGCCGCCGCCCGUGCUGGCCGGCCAGCAGCAGCAGCCCAUCUCACAGGCAGCCUCGCUGCAGCAGGUGCUCAGCAGCCAGCCCGUGUGCCCGCUGCCGCCAGCCCCCCACCUGCUGCCGCCCUUCCCGGCGCAGGGCUCGCAGGUGCCCGCCAGCAGCACCCCCCUGAAGCCCCUGCAGAUCUCCACCGUGCCACAGCUCCCGCCCGUGGCCCCUUCCCAGAUUCCUCAGUUUCCUGUCAUUCCUGCAAUUACUCCUCUGGCAGGGCUUGACAGCCUUCCUCCAAACCUGUCUGACAUCCCUGCUGCAAACGUGCCCCCCAUUCCUGCUCCCUCCCAGUACUUUGCUCCAGCCGUGAUCCUGCCCAGCCUGCCCAUGAACCCCACGCUGCCCAUGGCGCCCAACUCCCCCGCCCUGCCCAUGCAGGCCGUCAACCUGCCUCACACCACCGUGGCUUCUCUGGUCCUGCCCUGCCAGCCCAUGGUGCCAAACAUGCCGGCGGCCACCAUCCCGCUGCUGGCCGUGGCACCGCCGGGGGUGCCGCCGCUGCCGCCGCACGCCGCGCUGCCGCCGCAGCCCGUGUUCCAGCCCGCCUUCCAGCCGCUGCUGCCCGGCGACGCGCCCUCGCCCCGCCACGCACAGAGCUCCCAGCCCGUGACCCAGGCACAGCCACCUCCUCCAGCCCUGCAGCCGAGCGGCAUCCACCCUCCUGAGCCGGCUCACCAGCCCAUGCCUGGACACACUCAGUUUGCUCUGGAAGCUGGAGCCCAGGUGCCCGUGCUGCCAGUGCAGCCCUCCAUGGUCAUGUCACCGCCGUUGCAGCUGCAGCCAGAGCUGGUGCCGCCCUGCGUCGCUCCCGAAGGCGUUGCCCAGGUCCAUGGCAGCCUUGCCACAGCUGCCCCGGCAGCCCCCAUAGAGCCUGGCCUGCCUCUCCAGCCCUCUGCUCUGCUGCAGCUCCAGCCUGAUCUUUCCCAGCCACUGGGCCAGCAGCUCCCAGCUCCCUGCUCGGCUGUCGCGGCAGGCACAGAGACAUCUCAAGAGGAGCAGGCAAUACAAGACAAACUCCAAGCUCUGUCCCAGAGUUGCGAAAGCUACAUGAGUCCAGAUGUUGCUUCUAGCAAAGAGAUGAGUGACAGCUUGGAAGGAGCAACAGGAAGUGGAAAGCAAGAAGGAAAGUCUUCAAAGAAGCAUAAGAAAUCUACACGUGCUCGUUCACGCCAGGAGAAGUCCAACAGACCCAAACUGACCAUAUUAAAUGUGUGUAACACAGGGGAUAAGAUGGUGGAAUGCCAGCUAGAAACCCAUAACCACAAAAUGGUGACGUUCAAGUUUGAUUUGGAUGGUGAUGCGCCGGAGGAAAUUGCAACUUACAUGGUGGAGAAUGAGUUCAUCUUGCAAAGUGAAAAAGAGACUUUUAUUGAACAAAUGAAGGAUAUCAUUGAUAAAGCAGAAGAUAUGCUCAGUGAGGAUACAGAAGGAGAGCGAAGUUCUGACCAGGGAACAAGUCCCCAACAAGAUGCAGAUAGGCUGGAAAUAAGUGAGGAGAAGCGUCAGUCUCAAAUGAAGACGCCUGUGUAUCAGCAAAACGUUUUGCAUACCGGAAAAAGGUGGUUUAUUAUAUGUCCAGUGGUUGAAAACCCUACUACAGAUGCCCCUGAGUUUUCUCACCCGGUGCCUCCCAGUGCCCAGCAGACAGAAGGGCCAGACCCGGAGCAGUCAGGUGACCAGCCGGUGAGCUCUGCAGUGACAGAGGCACCUGGGCUCGGGGCUGGCCAGCAGCUUCCCCUGCACACAGGGGUCAGUGACAGCCCACUUGGAGCCGCCCUGUCCUUGGCACCAGCUCCUGCUGCAGCAGCUCCUGCCAGCCUAGCAAGCCAGCCAGAGUUCCCAGCGCCAGCCGUGCUGGCAUCUGCCCCGAGCAUCGUGGAGCCCGCAGGGGCCAGCGGGGGUCAGCCGGAGUUCCCCCAGCCCGGCCCCCCGCCCCCUCGAGCCGUGGGGCUGGAGGAGCCCCCCGAGGCCCCGGCCCCGCACCUGCAGCCGCAGGCGGACGAGCCGGCCUGCGUGCCCGACGUGGAGAUCGCCUGCUGCAGCGUGGGGCCGCCCGCGGCCGCGCCGGCGGCUCCGGGGCCGCUGCCUCCGGACGCCGCGGUGCUGGAGCGGCAGCCGGCGCCGCAGGGGCCGCACCUGCCGGAGGGCGGCCAGCCCGGCGCGGGGCCCUUCGGCAGCCAGCCCUUCCCCGCGGCCGCCGGCCCCGACGCCCUGGCCUUGGCGGGGUCCCAGCUCCAGAGCCCCACGCAGGUGCCGCUGGCCACGUCCCAGCAGCUGCCGAUGGCGCAGGGUGGCGCGGGGAUGGCCGGGGCAGGGGUCGGCCUGCUCCAGCAGCAGAACCCCUCCGGCACCGCCGAGUCCGACGGCGAGGGCCCCCCCAGGGUGGACUUCGUGGACAACACAAUUAAAAGCCUUGAUGAGAAGCUGCGCAAUUUGCUGUACCAGGAAUAUGUUCCAACUUCUUCGGCAUCAGCAGGGACGCCAGACACCUGUGUGCCACCCGAACAGGGCGACAGUGAAUUUACCUUGUCCCCUUUUCCUGAAGAGCAAACUACUGCCCCAGCGUUGGAUGGGAGGGAACCAAGCUAUAGCAUCCCGGACACCGGCCAGGAGGUGAAAGCUGCUGCCGAGCCGCUUGUGCCCCUCGUGCCCUCAGAGGCCUUGCCUUGCCCACCACUGGUCAGUCCCCCAGUGGCUCUGCCCUUCAUCCCCUCAAAGCCAGCCUGUAGGGCUGGCCCCAGGGCAGAGCUCAAGACUCACUCUCCUGCGUUGAACCAGCCAGAAGUCACUGGUGUGAGUGCUCAUCCCUCAGAGGCAAGAGGUGGGUCAGCAGGCGGAACAGGUCCAGCCACAAGCAUCACUUCAGCUCCUGCUGCUCCAGCAAAAGGCCUCCUUCAGGUUGCACCUUCAUCAUCAGGCACAGCUCCACAGAUGGAGACUUUCCAGAGGAGUGAGGAGGCAGAGAGGACAGCUUCGCCCGCACACGCAGAGAGCGUAACGCGGCGAGUGACAGCAGAUGGGGCGAUGAGUAACUUCCACAGGGAUGGUUCUCUGGGCUCUGGUUCCUAUGGAAAACAGGCUGAGGCUCAGGAGAGUGGCACGCCAGCCAAAACCAUUGGCAGGUUUUCAGUCAUCAGCACUCAGGAUGAAUUAACUUUAGCAGCACCACACUGCUUGAGGUUCUCGGCCCCCCCGGAUGUGUACCUGGACGAGCUGCCCUCCAGCCCGGACAUGAAGGCUGCUGUCCGCAGGGUCCAGACGGCCUCGUCCGUGGACGUCCUGUGCGACCAGGCCUCGAGCGACUCCGCCGACGAGCCCUUCCCGCGGCAGCCGGCGGCUGCUGCAGCUGCACAGCUCUCCCCCCCCAGCAGCAGCACAGCCACGGACUUAAUCAAAAAAGCAGCUGCUUUUCUACAGAGGUCUGCCAAAGGUGGCUCCCCUGGCCCGGAGUCACCCAACGGGCAAGGUGCGAAGAUUCCUACAAUCAACAUCACGUCCUUCCACUCACAGUCGUCCUACAUGAGCAGUGACAAUGACUCAGAGUUUGAAGAUGCUGAUAUGAAGAAAGAGUUGCAGAACCUGAGAGAAAAGCAUAUGAAAGAGAUUGCUGAGCUGCAGACGCAGCAGAAGAACGAGAUAGAGGCACUGUAUAUUCGCCUGGGGAAACCCCUUCCUCCCAACCUGGGCUUCCUUCACUCUGCCCCACCAAGCAGCCGGCGCCGAAGAACCAGCAAAAACAAACUGAAAGGUGGAAAGCUCUUAAACCCUCUGGUCCAGCAGCUCAGGAGUGGAACAUCAAGCACAAGUAACCUUUCAGACUCUAAAGACUCGCCCCACAGAGAAAGCAGUAACUCGCAGCCGGGUUUCCCCGAAGCCGCCGCGGUGCCUCCCGGCGCAGCGCCCGCCCUGGGCAAGGCUGUGCAGACCCAGCAGCCUUGCUCUGUCAAAGCCUCUCUGUCCUCCGACAUCUGCUCCGGCCUGGGCCCCGACGCAGCCGACGCCAAUGCAGGCUCUGGCCAAGGCUGGACGGUUUUCCACCAAACGUCUGAGAGAGUGACCUAUAAAUCUAGUAGCAAACCUCGUACCAGAUUCCUCAGUGGACCUGUGUCUUUGUCCAUCUGGUCCACCUUGAAACGACUAUGUCUAGGCAAAGAUCACAGUAGUAGAUCCUCGACCAACAGCCUGGUGACGUGUCCUGAGCCCCUCCCGCAGUCGACGCUGCAGGUUCAGGCCAACAACAGUAACAACAAGAAAGGGACGUUCACAGAUGACCUGCACAAGCUGGUGGACCAGUGGACGAGCAAAACUGUUGGAGCUGCACAGACAAAACCUUCUUUAAACCAACUGAAGCAGAACCAAAAAAGGCAAGACAUGGAGCCAAAGGCUAACCCCAUGCAAAUGCAGAAUGAGACGUGUGGAGUAAGUUCGGUAAGGACAGGACUGGGGAGCAAGUGCCCCGUUCCAGUGGCUUGCCCCAUGCCCACAGGAUUAGCUCCUGGAGCUGCGCCGUCCCUGCCAGUGCCCGUGCCAGGGCCCACCCUGGCCGGCGCGGUGCCGCCGUACGUGAUGCCUCUCUGUCAGUAUGGAGCCGUGUUCCCCUCGCCCGUGUACGGAGUGCCGUGGCCGGGCCCGGUGGCGCAGCCAGGGCUGGUCCAAAGGCCCGGCGUCGUGCGCUUCUCGCCGCUGGGCCGGACCUGCCUGCGCAUGUACCCGGUGCCGCUGCAGCGCCCGGCCCGGCCUGCCAGCCCGCGGCUGCGCAUGACCUAGCGUGGGACCCUGCCAGGGGACCCUGCCAGGGGACUCUGCCACGGGGACCCUGCCACGGGGACCCUGCCUGGGGGACCCUGCCACGGGGACCCUGCCAUGGGGACUCUGCCACGGGGACCCUGCCACAGUGACCCUCCCACUGAGACUGUGCCAUGGGGACCUUGACACGGGCGACCCUGUCAGUGGGUGGCCUUGCUGUGGGUGACCCUGCCCUGGGUCCCGAUGGUUUUGAUGCCGUCACGUUGGAGUGUUUGCUCUGUACAUGCUGUGGUCUGUGUGGGAUGAGGUGGGGCCCGGGGCACAGCCAUACACUGCAUCAGCAAUCACUGUGAGGCGGCGUCACCACAGAUCAUUUGUUGUCACGGCAAUACCUGCUUCUGUCCCAUUGCUGAAGACACUUUAUUCCUUGUGUUCCGUUUCACACUUGUGAUCCUUAACAUCAUUGUACUUGAAUUGAUAAUUAGCAAAUUGUACUAACCCUGGAGGAGUUCAGUGCCUUGAAUCUCAGCUUUCCAGUCCCAGCUGGAAAGAGAUGUACAAUUAUUUGAAAGGUGUAUUUUAUUUACAAUCUGCUUGUGAGUUGGAGGUCUUUUUAUUUGCGAAGAUAUUGCAGGUUUACAGUUGAUGUUCCUCAUCAAUUUCAUUCUGCUGUAAAUGCUUUGUUUUUAUUCACGGGUUGAAUUUUCACUUCUGAAGCUUUUAGAAAUAAGAAUUGUGAGGUGACGUUUGUUUGACAUGCUUGUUUGAUGCACUGAUCGUAAAAUUGUUGGUGUUUGUACAAGGGGUAGUGAAGUGUAUAUUGUAAUGUAGGAGCAUUUACAGAGUGAUCUAAGGGGAAGGUGUAUACAAGGACAGGGAAGCAGCUUCAGGCAGCGCUCUCCGUUCUCCUCCCCAGCCUGUGGUAAAGUCAUUGUAGAUGACGACUUAAUUCUGUAAUGGGCAGCAAAUGCUGUUUUCCUCUGGAUCAGCAGCACACUGGAUUUCAUUUUCUUUCCCUAUGUUGUGCUUUUAUAAUUUAGUUAAAUCACAAGCUCAUGCAUGUUCCAUAAGUGAGGACAACUAAUGGAGCUGUUGAUUCUAGCAGACCGUAUCUGCAGGUGGCUGUGAGCCCCGUGGGAGCGGAGCACGGCCACUGUGCUUGAGGGCGAUGUCUGCUCCUUGGUGUGCCAGCUGUGUUCAUGCUAAAACAGAAUAAAAAUGUGAAGCUGUUCUUUUUCAUAUCUGACACUUCAAAUUUGGUGUCUCACUGCCUUCUGUUUGGAUUUUUUUUUUAUUUAUUUAUAUAUUUAUCUUUGUUUUUACCCAAGUUUGCGCUCCAGGUGGCACGGACACCUCUCUUCUGUUCGAAAGUUGCUUUUUUCCUAUUUUACUGUGCAUAGAGCCUCCACCUGCACUUAGUGUAAAGGCACAAGGUAACCACUAGAGCUGGUUUGCCAUGGUAAGUCUCCUUCCUUCCCUGAGCACUACGGGCAGCAUUACAGGCACAGGACCCAGGUGUGGCCGCACCCAAAGACCCCACAACGACAUUUUGUAGCCCUCUGCUGAGGGGCAGAGAUGUCCUGUGCUGCCAAGCUGUGAAUUGUAUAGUUCUAUUGUACUUCAAGCAUUAUACCUGUCUAAAUUACUUUGUUUGUACCCUUUGAAUAUAUUAUUCCAUCAAUUCAGUUAGAAUUGAAUUUUAUAGACAAUUAUGCAGAGUCUUCUGCCUGGGCAAAAUACUUACUGCAGUAAGAGAUUUCUGUUCUCUGUACCACGUAUCUUUUAUUUGUUUGGGUUUUUUAGAUUAAUGUCGGUAUGCUUCAUGAGCAAACAUGGAAAAUAUGUUCUCACACCGGGUUCCCUUCAGCUCACACUGAAUCCUACAGUUCAUGUUGCUAUUGCCUGUAUAGUCCAUCCCUUGUAUACUGACAAAGUCAGUGGCACUAAAAGCCCCAAGAAAUUGUAUAGAUUAAAAAGAAAAAUAAACAUUUUGUGCUUGAAAAUGGUGUGAAAAACCCCGUGUUUUCCUAAAACAUAGAGCAGUGUCAAUUUCCAGCUGUUCCAGGUAAUUCUGUGUUUGUUUUCCAGACUCAUUCUUGUCCCUGGACUGUGUAGCAGGAGCAGAUGUGGUGCCUCCAGCAGUUGUUGGGUGCUCCCCACAGCAGUGCCCGGGGUGUGUGCUGGCACCUUGGGGCACUGAGCCCUGAGCCCAUCCUGGGGCUGGGCUCUGCAGAGCAGAGGGGCUGCAGCCUCAGCUGCUUCCUUUGAGCACAUGGCUCCCUCGGGGCUGCUGGUGCUGCUCAUGAGGAUGCUCAGCUUGGUAGGUGGGAAAGAGACCCAUGAACUCUCUCCUGAGCUGCAAACACUAGGGAAGCCCUUCUGAAGGAUCCUGUCAUCAUUUCAGUGUGAGGAACUCAGUCCUGUUGCCAGCACCCUCUUGGCAGUCACCAUCGUUGGGUGAGGCUGCAGGAGAAAUGAGAGAAGGGCAUGCAGGUGUGGCACUCCAGCUUCUGUCUCCGUGUGGCUUUGCUGUCUGUGCUGUUGGUUGGGAAGUCUCUGGUCCACGCUGGCGCCCGUCUGCCCCACGGUGGCUGCGUUGCAUGGCUGUGCUCCCGGGAGAGGCGGGGCGGCUGGGGAGCAGGGCAUGGAUGCACCUUCCAGGGCCUUGGGGGGUGUGCACCUGCCUGUUGCACUGGGGCCAAGCAGGAGCUCAGAAUGUGUUGCUGGCAUUGUUGUACUCGUGGUUUUUAAUUUCCUGAUGGCCCUCUUGGCUGCAGCUCUUCUGGCUGUUCACUUCAAGCCAUGGUUUUUUUGCCCUUGGCUGUGAGGAUUGUGUCACAGGGUGCUUUGACUUAGGUGGCAAUUAAGC
Camarhynchus parvulus is the source of this 9922-nucleotide messenger RNA. RefSeq names its product WNK lysine deficient protein kinase 2 (gene WNK2). Gene Ontology annotation, molecular function: ATP binding; protein serine/threonine kinase activity; potassium channel inhibitor activity. The record is from RefSeq and is a predicted model, not a curated record. The coding region runs from base 85 to 7074 and encodes 2329 amino acids. Gene Ontology annotation, biological process: monoatomic ion homeostasis; negative regulation of sodium ion transport; intracellular signal transduction. Lineage: Eukaryota; Metazoa; Chordata; Aves; Passeriformes; Thraupidae. The transcript is spliced from 28 exons. Gene Ontology annotation, cellular component: cytosol; cytoplasm.